This is a messenger RNA of Guillardia theta CCMP2712, 3843 nucleotides long. RefSeq lists its product as hypothetical. Lineage: Eukaryota; Cryptophyceae; Pyrenomonadales; Geminigeraceae. Gene Ontology annotation, molecular function: protein binding. The transcript has 13 exons. Bases 181 to 3843 code for a protein of 1220 amino acids. The record is from RefSeq and is a predicted model, not a curated record.
UCAUGGUGGGGUGGCUCUUCGAAGAAGGAGGAGCGGCGACAAUGGCUGAGGCGUCAGAGUGAGCAGAACCUGCUGGUCCUCUCCGCCUCCUCCUUGCAGCUCUCCCCGUGCUGUGGUGCCUUCCUCCGCUCUCGCUGGGCCUGUUGCGAGGCUGCGCUGCAGGUGUGAACCAUUAGAGCGAUGACGAGGUUUCAGCGGGAGGGUUUGCUGGUGUUGUCAGCGGUUCUCCUUGUGCUUGCUUCAAGCUUGUACUGGAAGAAACCUGCUGCCUCCAUCUUGUUGCAGGAGAACGGGGAUGUGGAUUCAUCAGAGCUGAAGGAGCUCGAAGCGCAGCGUCGUGACAUCAAGUCGAAGAUCCGGCAAGAAGAACAUGGAGGCUCGGAGCAGGGACAGUCUCAGUUGAAGAGCGAUCCCAUACAGAAAUGCGGCAAGCUGUGUCGAACAAGGCAGAUGAUUCUGAGCGCUCGUAAAGCCAUCGACCAGCAGGCGGAGGUUGAGCUGCGGCAGCUCAGCUGCAACUGCCACUCUCAUGCAGCACUGCAUCAUCCUCACUGCAGCUCCAAAUGUGCGACGGUCUCUCGGCCCGUCGUGGCGCAAGCAUGGACGCCUGGAAUGGUCGUCGGGGCGAGUUUCCCGCAGCAGCACUAUCGCACAAUCUCGAACGGGCAGGGCGCAGGAAAUCCGACGACGGUGGUCACUCCCACACAGACGGUGAUACAGCCGAUGCAGCCGAUCGUGAGGACGUCUGAGAUCUACCCCGUGCACAGGGAGGUCGUGCACCCGACCGUGACCCAGAUCAUUGUCGAGCCCCCUCAGGUGCAAACCUACAUCCACCAGCCGCCGGGCAUCCGGAGGGACAUCCACCUGAAACCACGGGUCGAGACCAUCAUCCAUCCUGCGAGGAUCUACAGGCAGCACGUCUCUCCCAUCAUCGAGCAGUACGUCCAACCCCACCUCUACGUCAACGUCACUGGAACCGCCAGUCACUCCAGCCAGGCCGCCGCCGGCCCUCCGGGAGCUCCAGGAGAGAACGGGUGGGACGGGCUCCCUGGUCCCCCUGGCCCACCUGGUACGGAUGGGGAGCCAGGGGUAGCAGGACCGCCUGGAGAGAAGGGAGAAGCCGGAGAAGCCGGUCCUCAGGGUCCGCAGGGCCCUGUGGGGCCCAUGGGCCCCAUGGGCCCGAUAGGACCGCAGGGGUUCCAGGGGUUUCCGGGGAUGCCGGCCCGGCCUAGAGGGCCUCCGGUGAUCGUGAAGUUGCCGGCCCACAUGCAGAUGGAGGUCUCAGUUCAGAUGCCGGAGCAGCAGGCUCAGGCUCCUCCUGCUCCUCAGGCUCCGUCCUGCGACUGCGGGUGCGGUGAGGCAGAGCCGUGCAGCCAGGGGAUCAUCAACUUGAAGCAGAAAUGUGACUGCAAGGGGGAGCAGCAGCAGCAGCAGCAGCAGCAGCAGCAGGACCAGAAGUUCGUGUCUGUCCAGGACCUUAAGGAAGCGGUGCACCAGAUCGUUGAGGAGGAGCAGCAGCUUGCAGGAGCGUCCGCCGCUCCCAAGGCGGUGAAAACCAUGAAGCGCUACCCUUCCUGCAGCGACAACCCGACAUGGCGAGGGCCCUACGGAGACUCUUGCGAGGCGUACAGGGUCGGGGGGGACAGGAACUUCUGGUGCGAGUGGGAUGGGGCUGCCAACUUUGACGCAUGCCCACACUCGUGCCAGACUUGCGGGAGUGAAGGGGAGGACUUCAAGUCUCAGGCCCACGGGGGACUCAAGGUGGGAGAGAAGAAGCAGAUGCUUGCUCAGGAGUCUCCCAACAGCCCGAUGGAGAGGAGGGUGUCGAGGAAACAGCUGGCGAAGAACGUCGCGCUGCUGAAGCAGAGGCUUAUCAACAUUGCCAAGGCUACCGGGUACGAGCUGGAGCAGAAAGAGAGGGAAGGGAAAAAGAACGGCUCGUCCUUCAGCUCCUCCAGAGCGUCCCGGGACAUGCACAGGGAGUCGUCAAACUCGCAGCUGGUGGCCAAGAGUCGGACGUUCUCCACCCCGACCGAGGAGAAGGAGGAGGAGAAGCAGCGAGAGCGGGACAGGAAGGAGGACUCAAAGCUCAACGACCGCACCAGGAAGUACAUCGCCAACCUGCAGAAGGCGUACGGGGCCCCAGCAGCGGACGAGGUGAGGCGGGCUGUGAGGAGCGGGCAGAAGGCUCUCAGCUCGAGGAGAUACGGGAGGGAGUCGGGCCGUCCAGCUAGCCAGCAGCUGAAGAAGUUAACGGGCGCAGAGGCUUCUCAGGAGAUGUCAAACUACUGGAAGAACCUCCCGGUCGAAGCCGUUCACAUCCAACCCGUCGCAGCUGGAGGAGCAGGAGGGGCGUCUCCUCCGGCUCAGGCGAACCAGCGGCAGCAUGAGCAGGCGAAGGCUGGUCCUCCUCCUAGCCAGUCUCACCCCCAGCUCAAGGUGCAGAAAGAAAAUCCCCCGAGCAUCGCGCUGGAGCAUGACGUGGGGCUGCCUCCUGGGUGGCACAAGGGAUACGAUUCUCUGCAUCGGGUCUACUACUACAACUCGUACCUCGGCGAGUCCUCCUGGACACCUCCGCCAGGGUCGAAGAUCAUCAGACAAGGCGGCAAAGCCCGAGAGAGAGAAACGUCAAAAUGGCGACUACACAGCAAGGGAAGCGAGCAGAACCUCGCGCGGUUCUUCCUGGAGUGGCGACUGAACUCCCUCAAGGAGAAAUCCACGACUCUAGCUCUGUGGGCUGUCGAUCAGGGAAACCGCAAGGCCUACGAGGUUGAGCGCUCGCUCCUGGCGGAGAACUCGUGGGCUACAAAGAGUGUCAUAUGGGAGGGAUACCACGCAAGCCCGCUACUCGGGGUCACUCAGUCCACUUGGUUCUGGGCGCAAAGCUCUGAGGAGAACGGGAAAGGUCGAGCGGCCAUGAUGGAGGCUUUGCUUGCUGCCGGGAAGAAGAUCGAAUUUCUGAACUUCCAGCUGGAGUCUGCGCGCCACCAGCUCAUCGAGUGGCAAGGUCUCGCCGACUUCCACAACGUGGACGGCUCCUGGAUCUCGCUGAAGCUGCGCGAGGUGGAGAGAGAGCUCAAGGUGGCGAGGCUGCUGGAGGACAUGAGGGCUGCCGGGAGCAUGGUCAAGACCAGCGACUCCUUCCAGUCCGCAGUGGAGCAGGUGGAGGGAGAGGUCAGAGUGAACCCGAAGCUGCUGGAGGAGUGGAUCAAGAGGCCCCAGAGGAGCAUGCUCGAUGCCAACGAGGAGCAGAAGCAGAAGUUCCUGGAUGUGUGCGCAUCGUUAGGUGUUGACCAAGACCGGCUCAAAGAUUUUGUCUGCCAGCUCGAAAUUCUCCUCCUCCAGUCCUUCUGCGACCUGGAGCUCAGCGCGAAGGCGCAGGAGGAGGCCAAGAAGGAGCUCUAUGCCAUCCGCGCCGAGCUGCAGUCGCUUCCUACCCCCCGCCGCGAUCCUCCUGAGCCAGCUCCGUCGUCUUCGACCUCCCUGGUUCCUGUGAAGCAGCAGGAGCAGGAGACGGCGAGGCUCGACCUCUGGUGUGCCGAGCUCGCUGCCCUCCCCCUCGUCGACUCCUCGUCUGAGGGAGGAGAAGAGGCGUGCGCAAGCCCGAUCCAUGCUGGUCCUCGCCACCUGACCCAGGGGGAAGAGGAGGACGUCGGCGGGGAGAAGCCAGGGAGGAGGGGAGGGGAGGAGAAGGAGGAGGUCGAAGCCCUUAAGGCUGAGAUCCUCCGGCUCCGAGAGCAGUUGACGCACUGCCAGGUGCAGCUGCAGCUCUUCCCUCCCUCCCUCUCACCCUUCCCUUUCCUUCUCUCCCUCCGUCAACCUUAUCUUUCUCCUCAUCGCUGA